Messenger RNA from Mycosarcoma maydis (corn smut), 1704 nucleotides. RefSeq names its product protein translocase subunit TIM44. Gene Ontology annotation, biological process: protein import into mitochondrial matrix. The record is from RefSeq and is a predicted model, not a curated record. Bases 1 to 1704 code for a protein of 567 amino acids. The transcript has a single exon. NCBI's taxonomy places the organism in Eukaryota, Fungi, Basidiomycota, Ustilaginomycetes, Ustilaginales. Gene Ontology annotation, cellular component: mitochondrial inner membrane. Gene Ontology annotation, molecular function: protein-folding chaperone binding.
AUGGGGCGAGUCAGUUUGACGAAAGCGACCACCGGUGCGAUUCGGGUGUACGUCAACUCUCGCGGCCUUGAUGCCAUCAUCGCACCACGACGUGCUGUCGUCGCGGCCGCGGCUACUAGCGUACCUCGUCUGCUUCCGGGAUUCCGCUCCGUCUCGUCGGCACGUGCAUUCUCCACCAGCCACCGACGUCUGAACACCCCGAAAUCGCCGUUUGCCGUGUUCGUCGAGACACUGAAAGCCGAAUUGCGAAAGAACCAAGAACUCCAAGAAAACAUGCGUCAGCUCUCCGGUGAUGUCGGAAAAAUGCAGGACUCGGAGACCAUGAAAAAGAUGCGCGAUGCGUAUGAACGUGCUCGCAUCAUCACGUCGAUCAAAGAGAAUCCCAAACUGCAGGCGGCUGCCGAGGCACUACGAAAAUCCGGCGGUCAAGUCGGAGACGCCGUAGGCGCAACGCUCAAGCAGAUGGAAGAGAGCGAGUUGAUCAAAGGGCUCGGUGCCAUCAGCUCCAGAUUGGCUAGAGGCUUGGAAGACAGCACGGCGCCAAUCAGGAAUACCGAAGCAUACAAACAGUUGAGCGAAACACUCACCGAGGCGUUCGACGACGGCGGAAGUGCACUGAGGAUUUACGUGGAUGCCGACAAAGAUGCGGCCGAAGUGAGGCGGAUCAAGAGGGAAGCUAGGUUGAGGAAGAUCGGCAGACCGGUGCCGAGCAUGGACGUAGAUUCUGUCGAGGCCGCCGAGCAGGUGUUGAAGAGCUAUGCGCAGAAGGAGGAGGACGAGCUGGCCGCCGCCGAGGCUGCAGCUGCUGCGGCGGAACAGCAGUCUCAGACGAAAGCAUCUCCAGAGGCAGACCAGGCCAAAGAAGAAUCUGCUCGGUCGGCAUCCGAACAAGCGGCUUCCACCGAAUCCGCCUCCGCAUCCGCAUCCACCGCCGACAGCAGUGCAUCGUCGUCCUCCACCAGCGGCAGUGCUGCACCCCGAAAGCCAGCGGGCUAUGCAGCGCGCACGCGCACCAUCACGGAAAACACGACGAGUCAAGCACUCGUGCUGCGUCCAGAACCCGCGUACAAACAAGCGUGGACCAACUUUAAAACGUCGAAUCCGGUGUUUCGCAAGCUAUCGGAACUCUCAGAGGCGUACAACGAGUCGGAAAAUCCUCUUGUGGAACGUGUGCGUUCGGUGACUGACUGGUUCGGUUCGUUGUUCGAAGAGAACGACUUUGCUCGCGUGACGCGCCAGAUGAAGAUGCUCGAUCCGUCCUUUACGAUGGAAUCGUUCCAACGCGAUCUUCGCGAAUAUGUCGUGCCGGAACUGAUCGAUGCGUAUCACGGUGCGGCGCGUCACCUACUGCGUCAGUGGUGUGGAGAAGCGACGUUCAACCUGCUCAUGGCCACCAUCGAUCCAUACCUGUCCAAAGGCUACAUCCCGCAUGGCCGCCUUCUCGAUCUCAAAAACGUUGAAAUUCUCCAGGCCAAAAUCCUCGAUAACAACGUCCCCGUCCUCGUCGUCAGUUUCACGUCGCAAGAACUCAUGUUUUUCAAAGACCCCAAAACGGCAGAGGUCAAAGCAGGAAACGACUCGCAACCCGACCUCUGCAGAUACGCAAUCGUCCUCACCAGAGUAGAAGACGAACUCGACAACCAAGUCACAGGCGGCUGGAAGGUCGUUGAACUCGCAAGAAGAGGCCAGACCGCCUACCUCUAG